Molecule: messenger RNA, 900 nt
Organism: Panonychus citri (citrus red mite)
Lineage: Eukaryota; Metazoa; Arthropoda; Arachnida; Trombidiformes; Tetranychidae
Product: cytochrome c oxidase subunit 4 isoform 1, mitochondrial-like
Exons: 2
Coding region: 92-646 (184 amino acids)
Biological process (GO): mitochondrial electron transport, cytochrome c to oxygen
Source: RefSeq, a predicted model, not a curated record
GUAUUGAUUGAAGGCCUUUUUUUGUUUGUGUGUUUGGGUCUUAAUUAGAUUUGAUUAAUUGUUUUUUUUUGUUGGUGGUUGUUAAUGAAAAAUGUCUAUUUUACACCUUCGACCGACUCUACAACGUGAAAUAAUUAAACUAUUACGAUGUAAAUCUAAUUUUAAAUUAUCUUCUGCUAGUUAUUAUGAAUUUAAAGAUAUCAUUGGUAACCGGGAGAUAGUUGGUUAUGGUAAUGAUGGUCAACCUUUUUAUUAUGAUCGUCUUAAUCAACCAUUUCCAGCAAUUAGAUUUAAGGAAGAUUCACCUGAUAUGUUAGCAUUAAAAGAGAAAGAAAAAGGUGAUUGGAAAUCAUUAACCAUAGAAGAAAAGAAACAAUUAUAUCGACAUUCAUAUUGUCGUACAUAUGCUGAAUUAACAGCACCAACUGGUGAUUGGAAACAAGUGAUUGCUGGUAUUCUUGGAAUUGUUGGUUUGACUUUUCUAGUUGUUGUUGGAGAGAAAGAGUUUCUUUUUCCACCAUUACCCGAGUCUAUGAAUGAAGAAAAUACCAGGAGGUUCAUGAAGUUUGCUCUUUUCAACAGAAUAGAUGAAUUUGAUGGAUACGCAUCUAAAUGGGACUAUGAAAACAAUUGCUGGAAGAAAUAAAUACACAAACACAACAACAAAAACAAUCUAAAUCAUCUCUCUCAUGUAAUGUUAACCUUUCUCGUCGCCAGUUUUAUCUUAAAGAUCAUUUUGAAAUCUUAGGAUCCAAAAGAUCAGAAAUCAAGUUUCAAAUCCAAUAACUUGAAAGAAAAUGUAUUGUUAAAUUUAGAUGAAAAUACUACUCAUGGAAUUUAUCGAUUCUUGAUGAUUACACUAAUAAAUGGAUGGUCAUCUUUAGUCUCUCAUCAACCUAA